Molecule: messenger RNA, 2895 nt
Organism: Ophidiomyces ophidiicola
Lineage: Eukaryota; Fungi; Ascomycota; Eurotiomycetes; Onygenales; Onygenaceae
Exons: 2
Coding region: 1-2895 (964 amino acids)
Biological process (GO): protein folding in endoplasmic reticulum
Cellular component (GO): EMC complex
Molecular function (GO): protein binding
Source: RefSeq, a predicted model, not a curated record
AUGAGGCUUCAAGCAGCCUGUCUUUUGCUGGCCUCGUUUUCCGCCUCGUCAUGGGCAAUUCUUACGGACGAGGCUUACCAGAUUGAUUACCACCAUGCUCUCCUAGGGACGCCUCAAGCUCACGCUACCUUUUUCCACAAGCCUACCUCCUCUUCCAGUGCCUCGUUGCUCUACACACUUUCUGAAAGCUCUAUCAUUGGUGCUGUUAACCCGAAAGAUGGCUUGAUAGUGUGGCGGCAGAAUGUAUCCGAUUACUCGGUUGGAGCUUCGUCGGGUGGGUUAUUACAGGCUUCUGAAGGCGAAGAUGCGGUUAUCAGUGCUCUCGGGAGGGAUGUUCUGGCGUGGGGUGCGUCCGACGGAAGACUUUUAUGGAAGAAUCGAUUCCCAGAGGGGCCGAUUGUCGACUUGAAGCCUGUAGACCAGGCUGCGGCUGGUGCCCAUACCCUACGCGACUCUAUCUUGCUUUCAGGAGAAAAGAAUGGUAUUGUUAGAAGGCUAGAUGGCAUGUUGGGAAGCGUCAAAUGGGAAUUCAGAGACGAUAGCGAUGAUAUUCCUUUCCGAAUUUCUACGUCUUCGUCCACCUUCUAUUAUAUUUCCCUACAAGUCGUAUCUCAAAAAGGCUAUCGAAUAAAAGUGACGGGACUGGACCCUCAAACUGGGCGCCAAACCAGUCAAUACACCCUCAAUUCGGAGAAUGACAUUUCAUCUCUUGAUUCAGUAAUAUUUGCGAGCGGCAACUCUAUGUUUUCGGUGAUUGCAUGGUUAGACCAAGAAUCAAAAAAUCUCAAAAUCAACGCCAUCGGAUCCAAAACUAUCCAUUCUAUCGUCGUCAAAAACCAGAGUGGCGAGACGAUUCAGGACGUGAAAAUCCACGCUUCGAAUAUCGCACCUCAUUUCCUCGUUUCCUAUAACACUUUAUCCAAGUCUUGGGCAGCAAUUUAUCACAUGAACGAAAAGAUGUCAACGGUUUCCGAAUACCACCGUCUCCCACUUUUGAACUCGAAGUCCAUUUUUGCUCAAUGUGCAAUUGGCGACAAAUCUUAUUUUCCUCGCAUAACGACUUCAACCAUUGACUUGUUCAUGUCGGCAUCUAAGGAGGUUCUUGGUGCGUGGAGAAUUAAAGAGAUAUCAGGCGAACCUCAGCACGCAGCUGCGGAGGUUGUUGCUCGGGGCGCUGGCUUCGCGAUUAGAUUUGCACAAGUUGAUGAAAGUGGAGACUGGAUUCUUAUUCGUAACGGCGAACUGGAAUGGCGCAGACCUGAGUCAUUGACUGAUACGAUAGUCGCGGCCUGGGCGGACGUGAAUGGGAGUGAAGCUCUUGCCCAGGAACUCGAAUUCGAAGGCCAUCAAGAUGUCCUUUCAGCUUAUAUCCACCGAGUGAAACGACAUGCGAAGGGACUCCAAGAAAAUUUUCUACCAUGGCUCAAGGAUCUUCCGGACAGAAUUGUAUCCAGUUUCCUUUCUAAUGAAGGUACGGAUUUGUCUCAGUUUGGAUUUGGCAAAUAUGUUGUCCUAGCAACGCGAAAAGGUCGAGUGUUGGCGCUGGAUUCGGGGCAUCAUGGUGUAAUUUUGUGGAAUACCAAGGUUGCUGAUGACACAACCACCUGGGGAGCAAAAUCUAUCCACACGAACCAUGGAAUUGCUACUGUCUUUGUGAAUGAUGGAAGUACAGUCAAGUUGAAUAUUACAUCUGGUCAAAUCGUUGAACGGUCAAAAGCGACCAAAGCAUACGCCUCGUUGAUUUUAGUACCGGAUACAAAAUCACCUAUCCCUGUGAUGGUGGAUUCUAACGGGGUACCUAGAGAUAUGCCGUCUCUUCUAGGCGAUAACAAAUUCCUUGUUACUAUUAGUGAAGACGGAAAGCUAUUUGGGUGGAGUAGCAUUGACCUUAAAGUUCCUGCGUGGGAGUUUGUCGCACCCAAGGGCCAGAAAGUUGUUCAUGUUACGACAAGGCCCGCCCAUGAUCCUGUUGCGUCUAUCGGGAAAGUCCUUGGAGACCGAUCGGUUUUUUAUAAAUACUUGAAUCCCAACCUUGCACUGAUCACCGCGAUCACUAGCUCUUCGGUGACCUUUUAUCUCCUUGAUGGUAUUUCAGGCCGUGUAAUAUACACAGCAACUCAAGAUGGCGUUGAUACUUCUCAACCAAUCGCAUCUGUAAUUUCAGAAAAUUGGUUUGCAUAUUCAUAUUGGACCGAUGUCACGGACAACUCUGACGCAAAGGGCUCUCGCUUGGUUAUAUCAGAACUUUACGAGUCUUCCAUACCAAAUGACCGUGGAGCACUAGGUGAUGCAGCCAACUACUCUAGCCUUCACUCAAGUACUGCUGCUUUACGGCCCCAUGCUAUUUCGCAAGCCUAUGUUAUUCCAGAGCUCAUUUCUAGUAUGGCCGUUACGGACACCCGCCAGGGCAUCACAAUUAGGCAAUUACUCUGCACACUUCCUGCUUCCAAUGCUAUUGUUGGUAUUCCAAAGUUUAUUCUCGAUCCGCGUCGUCCCGUUAAUCGUGACCCAACGUCCCAAGAAGCCGAAGAGGGUUUGAUGCGCUAUACGCCUUUCCUGGAGUUUGAUCCCAAGUGGUACCUUAACCACGCUCGGGAGGUUCUAGGUAUUGAACGUAUUGAAUCGAGUCCAACAUUAUUAGAAAGUUCGACUCUCAUUUUUGCAUAUGGGUUUGAUGUUUUCGGCACACGGCUGGCCCCUAGCCAGCCUUUUGAUAUGCUUGGUAAAGGUUUCUCGAAGAUCCAACUGCUUAUAACAGUUUUAGCAUUAGCGGCAGGAGUUGUUGUGCUAGCACCUAUGGUAAGACUGACCUGCUAUACCUGUUUCAUAACACUUUUACUGACUGCCCACCAACAGGCUCGACGGAAAAUGGUGGAUUUGCAGUGGAAAACUUGA